Molecule: messenger RNA, 10792 nt
Organism: Helicoverpa zea (corn earworm)
Lineage: Eukaryota; Metazoa; Arthropoda; Insecta; Lepidoptera; Noctuidae
Product: immunoglobulin superfamily DCC subclass member 4-like
Exons: 24
Coding region: 112-3285 (1057 amino acids)
Biological process (GO): cell-cell adhesion
Molecular function (GO): protein binding
Source: RefSeq, a predicted model, not a curated record
CGAGCGGAGCGGAGCGUCAGUGCGCCGGAGGCAGCGGGCUGCGCCGUACGUGUUCCACGCAGCCCGCUAAUCGAGAAAUUCCGAGUGUUUUGUGCAAAUGCUUGUGUUUAUAUGGCGGUCACAUUACUACGAGUGUUGGUGCUGGGUGUGAUCGCGGCGGCCGCCGACGAUGUCCCGAUAACGUGGUUGUCGUCUCCGCGCGCUUCGGUGCCGUGUGUGGUGCCGGACGCGGACCGGAUCCCGGCGAGACGCCCCCCACCCCCACUCGAGGCUGAAGACAGGCCGAGACCGAAGCCCUAUGUCUGGAGGAAGGGCGAUGAGGAGGUUAAACGGGUACUAAGCAAUGGUACUCUCGAAGUGUCGAAGAAGAAGGACGGUAGCUCCGAGGGGGUGUACCAGUGCACCGUGAGGCACCAUGCUGGCCUCGUGCUCGGGUACCCUGUGCAGCUCAAGUUUGCUUACCUCGAUAAGCAGUUCUCGGUGCACCCCGAAAACGCGACGGCAUGGUGCGGCCAGCCCUUCGUGCUGAACUGCAGCAUCAGCUCGGGCCCAGCCGCCGCCAUCUCCUGGCAGAAGGAUGGAGAACCUCUGCCUCAGAAUAAUAGAUACACAGUGCUGAAAAAUCAGCUACUCAUCACGGACGUGACAGGAGAAGAUGCUGGUCUAUACAGAUGCAAAGCAACAAACUCCCACGCAAACAGAACAAGAUACAGCCAUGAAGGGAAGGUGCAAGUUGAGGAGUACCCGGGUAACCCGGAUACCGACCCGGCUAUGCUGCCGGUCCACCAUGAGAAGGAUAUUGCAGUUCCGAGGGGCAGUACCGUUGUGUUGCCCUGUCCUGUCACAGGAUGGCCUAGGCCUAAGCUAAUCUGGGAGUUCUCCCAACCAGGCGAGAGGACCAGUGAGCUGGAAGCCACGGACGAAGUCCUGACUCUCCGUGACGUAGGUCCUGAGCAGGAGGGAGUCUACACCUGCACUGUUGAGGGGAACAGCGACCUGGUAAAGACGUUCGCGGUAUCUCUAACAGAGCCAGCCCGCAUCACGGUGCACCCCACCUCCAAGCAGACCUUCCGAGCGAGCACCGUGCGGUUCAACUGCACGGCUGCCGGGAAACCAGCUCCUACCGUCACCUGGUACAAGGAUGGGAAGCCUCUCACGCUGGCUGGACGGAUCGUGGUGUUACCAUCAGUUGAUGGCAAACGAUUGGAACUUCUCAUCAGAAGCGUGACCUCUGAAGAUGCAGGAGUAUACCAAUGCUUCGCGCAGACGCCCCACUCCACAGCCUCAGCCUGGGCGACGCUGAACGUGACGGGCGCCGGCGCCGCCGCCCCGACCGGCGUGACGUGCGGCGCGGCGGGCGCGCGCGCCGUGCUCGUGCGCUGGCCGCGCGUGCGCGCUGACGUCAUGGCGUACACCGUGCAGAUCACUACUCCUGGUGGAAUAUCUCUGCCCGGCCAACCUGUGAUUGGCAUCGAAGACAUCAUAACCGUCGCAGAGCCAUUGACACCAUAUGGGUUCCAGGUCCGAGCAUACAUCAAAUCACCGACGACAAACAGGAAUGUGGCGAGUGACAUGUCCGAGAGUGUCACGUGCCAAGGACAGGGAGUGCCCAUCAAACUAGCCCGCCAAAAUGAUGACAUCCUGGUCUCGUGGAAGCAGUUCGCAGACCAGACUCCUGGCGUGCUGCAGUGGAUCCUGCAGUAUAAGGUCGAGAACAGCACCGAUGAGCUUAAUGUGACCCUCGAUGGGAAGGUCACCAACUAUACUAUCAAAGGAUCAACACAAGAACCCCUACAAGUGAGGGUGCUCGGCACAAAGUACCUACCCUGGCUGCAUCAAAACUUGACCCUGGUGCCGUGGACAUCCACCAGCGUGGCUGUGAGAGCCCCUGACGCCGGCGAGGUGAAAGCAAUUCCCGAAGAUGUGGAAGUAACAGACAUACGACCAGAAGGGUUCACUGUGCGCUGGCGCUGCGAGGAAGCGGACCUGUCUCCCGAUAUCUUCUCUUACAUGGUCUGCACCAGGAGAAUCGACGGCAACGAGGACUGUGUGGAGACCCAGCUGAAGUCAGUCCGCAUAGACAAGCUGUCCCCCAGCACUAUGUACGAGGUGCGCGUGCAGGCGCGAGUGCGAGCGCGCGACGCCGCCGGCGACUUCUCCGCGCCAAUCACUAUUACUACUCCCUCUGAUGGUCCCCAGCGUUUCAAGGACUUAUCAGCUAAGCUGGUGAACGCCACCACUCUCCGAGUAUCCUGGAACAGUGUACCCGGCAAGUACACGAUCCACUACAGCAAUGAGCGCAAUGUGCCCCUCAACCAGUGGUCUUCUGUUGACACCAUGGGGAAUACUGUGCUGUUAACCGGCCUGGACCUGACUAAGGAGAUGUAUGUAAUGGUGACGGGGUACGAACCUCUUGGCCGCAGCCAGAUAUUGAACGUUACAGUGCCUGAGACCAAAGAGCUGCAGUACUGGUUCACUCGCUCCGGGCUGACAGUGACGUGGCGCGGCGAGGGUCCGCGGCAGGUCAUGUACUCCCAGAACCUGACCCAGUCGCUGGACAAGUGGCCCACCAUCAAUGUUACUACUAAUAUUGUUCAUAUAACUGGGCUAGAACCAGAGCAGUCCACAUACGUGGUGGUGGCGGCUCCAGGCCCCAGUCUCCGCAGCCAGGUGGUGACAGUACCACCACGACCGCCUGAUCACUCCUCAUUCUACCUCAGUAUAGGUAUCGGAUGUGGCGUGGUGUUGCUGUGUCUACUGGCGGUCGCCGCCAUUUGCAUUUGGCGCAGACGGAAGAGGUCGCAAUCUCCUGUCAGGUCACGUCGAAGGAACCUUUCUUCUCCCGAAGGUAAUGAAGAAGAAGGAGCGGAGAUGAAGAAUAUUGGCAACAGGCUGGCCAAUGGCGGCGGCUCGAAGGACGCGGGGGAACCACUCCUGAAUGGCCAUGUGCACAUCACAGAGAACCCUAACCAAUCAAAAACACCAAACGGGCGCAUGAGAAAAGGCCGUCGCUACGAGGCUGCCUUCGACGUCGCUCGAUACGAAGACCCCGACUCAACCCUCGAGACAGUUCUAGACCCCGACACUUCUGCUUCCACCACCUUCAACCUCCUCGACACCUCCCGGAGACCAGAGUACGACCUCUGCAGGUCCUCCCGGGACAUCAGCUCGAACAACUCCUUCAACAAACUCCCUGAUGAUAACAUGAACUCAGAACUCACCCGCAGCACCGACUUCCAACUAGACAACAGCAAAAUUCUCCCCACGCUACAGCCUAACGGUUGAAACACCCCCCACCCGGUCACCUAGAACUACAAUAGGGGUAGGCGGCCCCUGAAAUCAGGUAUCGAUUCACCGAUACCGAUUUCUCGCGUCAAUUCGAAUGGUGUUGCUAUUUUUAAGUCAAGGAUUGAGAUUGUGUACAGACAAAAUCGUUUUUUUUUUACUAGUUGCUCGUUAGACACAGUAAAAUGGAUAUACGACUAUAAUAAGAAGGGUAAUACUUGAAGUUUUUAAUAGAUAAUAAUGAGGCUUUACACAGUCCGGUCGAUACGGGUUCGCGCGAGGAUAGCUUACGUGUUUCGUUCCUAACGUUAGAAUUUAUUUUUAAUUAUUGUAAGGCUGAUAUUUUUUGGUAAACAAUAGUACGGGUAAAUAAUUUAAGUGUUAAAAAUGGAUUCAGGUCGGACGUAACUGUUGUUCAAUGCCACGUGGAGUUAUUCUCGCCGAUCUGUCGGAACGCCGUCGUGAACGACACCCUACGAUUGUUAUUGUGUAUAUAUAACGUUUUUAUUGCCGGUUUUAUGGCAAGCCGCACUUGUAUAUAGCGUUGUUCGGUUACGGCCUGAGAUUAUAUGCGCCCGACAAUAAUGUAGGAAUGACGCGUCACUCGCGACGUGAGUGUGCUGCGUCGUCACCUCUUAGUGUAUAAACAGUGCCUCUCGAAGUACACACUGAUCAUAAGUCAUACAAAUAGAUUCACCGUUAGUGCAACAUAAUCGUACAAAAUAUAGACCAAAAUAAUUCCAAACACUCAUUGAAUUCGCGUGUACAUAAAUAACAUAAAAAAGAAGUAUUUUAUCGAUGUUAAAAUGAUGAUGAAUAACUAUAUUUAUUUUUUUCUCCCGAUUUAUUUUCACACAGUUCAUAGACAAAGCCUCAGAUGCUAGUUAUCUUCACAAUUUACAUUCCAGUUUUAUUUAAACAUAUAUAUUUUACACAACACAAUAGAUAAUAUUAUAACGCACAGGUUUUUUUAUUAUAUUUCCUACUGUUAUAUACUUUGUUUAAAGCAGUUUUACAACUUUUAAUCCACAAAUUCUAGAUACUUAAAACCUAAGAAAUCAAGUAGAUAGAAUAAAAAGUAAUUGUAAAAUAUAAAAUAUAUAUUAUGAUAAAAGUAAUAAUUUAUUACAACGAACUAUGACUAUUAUAGAAUGAAAAUAGUUUAUAAAAUCACGCGUUAUCGUUAUAAAAAAGUUACUAAAACGUUAUGCACAUUUUUCCUCUUUUUUAUGAAGUUGGGAUAUGCUUAGCUUACGUCAUACUAAAUCAAAAUGAUCUGGCCAUUUUAGCUGAGCCGAAAACCAUAUAAAAAUAUUGAAAAAACACAGUGUUUUUGCAGACCGAAAUUCAUUUACCCCUAAAUUCCUUCAAACAUCAUUCUUGUUUAUUUAUGUCAGUAUAAAUACUUUCAUUGAAAGAAACAGUAUGUAGUCUUAAAGGCGUUGUCUUCUUAGCGGUCCCAGACCUAUAAAUUGUUAUUAGUAAAUUACCUACCCAAACCCACCCAUUUGUCACAUUCCUUACACAAUAGUUUUAAUUGCCUCCAGUAAAUAAUAUUUAUAUAUUCUUACUAGCUGGUGCCCGCGACUUCGUCUGCGCAGGUUUAGUAUUUCGAACAAUAUGUUUACAAAUUGUAGCCUAUGUGUUAUUCUGAUGUAUAAGCUAUAUUAUUGUAAAGUUUCAUUAAAAUCCAUUCAGUAGUUUUUGCGUGAAAGAGUAACAAACAUCCAUACAUCCAUACAUACAAACUUUCGCGUUUAUAAUAUUAGUAGGAUAUACCCAGUAGUUAUGUAGCACUGAAUUAAUGCUCCGUUAAUCGGCAAUGCUAAGGAACAUUUCAACUGAUUUCUGAAUAAUUUACGUAAAAAAAUAAGCAGAGAUCCGUAGAAUAAAAAGUGCAUCUUGCUUCGAUAAAUUAGUGGCAUGUCAGUAUUUCGGUCCUGCGCCUGAAGUCUCUCCGGUGGUGUCUGAUUGCCGUCCCAUUGGGCUAUGAGAGUGAAGGAAUAGUGAGUGCACCUGUGUCCAAGCAAAAGCACUAUAAUAUGUUCUGCGCAGUUGGCUAACAGCCGCCGUGGCCGAUAAUCGGCUAGGACAUCAUAUACGUAUGUAUGUGCUUUACUAAAUCAAUAUAAAAAUUAUUGAUUUUAAUUAAAAAAACACAAGACUGACAUGGCCAAAUCUAUAGUGACAUAAGCUAAGCAUGUUUCAACUCAGCCUACAUUACAAAAAAUAAUGUUUGCUGAUCAUUAUUCCAUAUCACAAUUUAUAUCUACCUCAUUUUAUUCGUUUAAGAUUAUUUUAGAUGUUAUUGGAAAAUUUUAAAUGUUGAUCACGAUUAAGUUUUCUACUGUAACCCAACGAAGUGGUUUCACGGCUCUUACUGGUUAGAUUAAGUGGUGUUUUUUUUUAUUUAUUUAUUGUUAGGACAGUAAGUAUUUCACUGAUAAUUUGUAAUGUUUUUUUUUUUCCUUUUUUUCUCCCCCAAUUUUUUUAAGUAGUGUUAGUGACUCGUACUUGGUCGAUAUUAUGUUUUUGCACAACUAUUUUAAAUAAUUCGAUGUAUAUACCUGUUUUAACGUAUAUAUGGUGUUUUUUUGGAUAACAUUCAUUUUGAAUUUUCGAUGGUUUUUCUUUAUUUCAAUUGCAAAUUCAGUUUAUGCGGUUACUUACACAUAUACAUAUUUUUACCACAGUAUUUCGUGAAUAAUAUCGACCAACUCUAAGAGUUCUUAGACUUUACGUCAAAACCCUUUUAUCAGUUUUUUUUUGUUUUUAUUUAUGUACAAAAAAUCAUGACUGAUUUUAUUAUGUUUUAUCGCACUAAAAUCAGACGCCUAUAUCGAGUAUAUAAUAUUAUAUAAUGUACCUAUUUAUAUUUUGAGUUAAAAGCACCUAGGUACAAUUAAUUAUACGGUAAGGUAAAGCGACCGCGGAAAAAGUCAAAAAUUAAAAUUUUCAAAAUAAUAAUAUCUUGGUUCUCUCAGUGUAAAUUUUUCUCUCGAAUAUUAAUGUGACAUUUUAUAAAUCUAAUUGUAUUUAUUUUUUGACUUAUUAAGGCACGCGGUCGCCAUUGUAAAUAAUAUAAAAUAUAAAACUCAGUUUAAAAUUAAAUUGAAAAGGAAAAAACGCCGACUAUGUACCUGAAAAAAAUUCAAUUACACUAAGUUAGCUAGACUUAGAUGUAGUUUUUAGAUCUUUAAAAAUUUAGAAUUUUAUCUUUGACGCUAGGUUUUGUCACAGGGUCUCAGCUUCGAUUCUAAAUAGAUGCAAAAUGAGCGCUGUUUUUUUCCUUAGUUUAUUUAAGCUAAACUAUGCAUUAUUUUGAUUCAACAUUUGAACGUAUGGUCUAGGUCUCGACGUAGUGCGCUGGUUUUCUUCAUUAACACAAGUAUUGUUAUUAUUUUAUUUGUCCCCAGUAUUGCUACAUGCGUGUAAGAAUUUCGCUGUUGUCUUUUUUGAAUCACCGUUGAUGAAUUUCUGUUUAAUGGUAAAACAAAGUCCGAACGGACCAUUUACAGCCAAAAAUAUAUAAAUACACGAUUUAUUGAAUCACUUAUUUAAGUUUUUAAAUGUAAGUUGUAUAAAAACUUUGGAAAUUACAUUCGAAAUACAAAUGCUUCGGUGACUAUUUUAAUAAAAAUCACGAUUUCAAUGUUUUCUAUAGAUUAAAAUAAAAUAAAAUUAAUGACUUUAUAAAACUAUAACACCAAAACAUAUUUUUCUUAUAAUUGGAGAUAAUCUGUGAAUAGGAACAAAAUACUGUUUCUCAAGUAAAAAAAAUAUGAUGUUUAAAAAUUUUUGAAGAGUUGCAUUUUUAAUAAUUAUAAAUAAAAUUAUGACAGAUAGUAUUUGCUACUUUUAAAUGAAAAUAAAAUAAUUAUAAUGCAUUUGAUUUUAUACAACUUAACAAAAAGAAAUAGAUUUAUCUUUCAAUGUUCAAAAAGUACUGUAGAUUUAAAAUAGUUGGUAAUUAUUAAUUUCUACCCAUAGGAUUACCGUGUAGUUAACAAUUUUAUUGUAAUUUAUUAUUUUAUUACUAUUCUAAUUCAAUUUAUUAAAGUUUCAAGUUCACUCGUGGUUGUGUUAAGAAAUAAUUUAACCACUUUAUCUGUAUUACUGCAAACUGUUGGAUUUAUUAUUAUUUUUCUAUGAUUGUAUAAAUUGUGAAACCAAAACAAUUGAAUCGUUGACGCAAUAACAGAUACCUGAAUGAUGUACAAUGUUUUUUUGUAACUUAUUUAUAAAACAGUAGUGCAUGCAUUUAUAAAGUACACUCAUUUGGUUGGUAUAACUUAUUGGAAAAAAUAUAUGGUCCACCUAAAAAAUCUUUAGAAAUUGUAAUAUAUCCAAGAUUUUUAUCACCCUGUAAUGUACUUAUCUAUAUAAAACAAAACAAGUGACUGUAGGCAAUACAUUCCAAGAAAAACAUUUUCUAUAUAUUUUAACUGAUAAAUACACCAACCAAAUAAGUAAAAUAGAGUUAAGGUUAACUACAAUAGUUGUUCCCAUAUGCUGAUAUUGAUUUUAUUGUUGUUUCUAUACAGUUUUUUUAAUCGUUUUUUACAUUGGCUUGUCCGUCCUUGGAGUGAAAAUGAAAAAAAAGAAAAAUAAUUAAAAGCCUGAUAUUGUGCCUCUGAUGAUAAUUUUGAAUCUCAUUUCGCAAUAUAUUAAUUGUAAACUUAAAAUUGGGGAUGGUUUUAAAAGUAACCAUUCUUGAAAUCUUUUGCAAAAUGUGAUUUUUAUUGUAGUAACAUUAGUUGCCCAGUUUACCUUCGUAAAGUUUUUCAUUUUGUCAAAAAGUCUUGGCGAUUAGGAAUAAGAGGACAAACUACAAGCCAUCCCCUAUCUGAAAUUAGUUUUCACUUCAUUUAUUCACUGUUCACCUUCCAUUGUUAAAUUUUCACAUGUUUUUUUUAAUAGUUUCAAAGCGGGUAUACCAUUCCACUAUAUUUUUACAAUAGAUACAUUAUUUCUACUAACGCACAUUCCAUAUUGACUGCAAUAGUUCCACUUACCAAACAGAUUAUAUGUUGUAAACACAGUUUUUCUUGUUUUUUUUAUUUUAUUGUAAUAUAGUUAUCAUUAUUUUAUUUAAACUAUACACAAAUGUAAUGUUACAUUUUAUACUAAGUGACUUCUACCAACAUUAAAUAUAGCUGACCAAUUUGUUACAAAAUAUUAAUGAAUAGAACUCAUUUAUAAGCAACAAUAUGUCACUAAUUAGCCAUGUUAUUGUAACAAAAUAAGAUAACAGAUUUCCUCUAUAUGAUUUUUCUGUAGUUACAAUACUUUUUUCGUCAUUAUGGUUUCGCUAAAUAGUUUGAAAGUCAUCUUGCAUACAGGAAUUGUUCACAGAAAACCAUUUAAUUUGGAAACAAAUGAUAGCAGAUACGCAAAUAAUAUCGUGAUUCACCGGAAACUAUAAAGCAAUAGCAUAGUUUAUACAUAUUUGUUGUUAUUACAUGGUUAUUUGGAAAAAUAUCCAAAAUCUUUUCGCAAGUUUUCUUCGCAUUUCGAAAAUAUUUUUUUCGCACUUUAACAUAUUUUAAAUUUAAUAAUUAUUGAUCCUUGCAGUUAGCCUGCUAGCAAUUUUCACACUUACCAAUGCCUAAAAGAAACAAAAAAUAUUUUGAUGUUAUUUUUAUGUGCUAGAAAAAGUUAAGAGAUUUCGAAUAUUUUUUCAAUUCACUCUGUAUAAUUUGGUUUUAGAUUUUAUUACUGUCCGAAUUGUUCCAUCAUUUUGCGAUCAAAUCAUAUUGUCAUACCAUUGUUAUUCAAAAAACAGAGGUUACCUACGGCAAUGAGCAAUGUAAAAAAUUGGUGACACGCCCAAAAAAACAUAAAAUAUCUUUUGAUUGCAAAAUAGACCACAAAAUAACAUAGCUAAGACUCAGUUUAGUUAGACGUUUAUUUAGUAGCAUGUACUUAGUGAAACGCGUCCAGAAUAUAAAUAAAAAUAUAACUUUUUUAACUUAGUUCGCGAUCUAACACGAGUUGAUUUAAGUUUUUUUGAUUUUUAAUUUUAUUUUGUUCCCUUUUUGACAGGAGGUGUGUUAUUGGUUAUCUUUGCGACGAUAAAACAAAUAAAAAUAAAAUUAUUUCCUAACUUUUUUGUCACUCUAAAAAUUGACUAUUUUCUACAAUUUUAGUACUAAAUAUCAGGGGACCAACCUCUGUAGUAAUUUUCUUUGAAAUCUCUUCUUGAAUAAGAUUAAAAUUGUCUAAGAGUUUUCUUAAGCCGACUUCUAAUUGGCCUAGACUAAAUACAGUGUGUUUUUAACCAACUUACAAAAAAGGAGUUCUUUUUUGUGUUUACUUCUGCCUUGACAAAGUUCACCAAUUUCUCGCUUCUUAAGGCGGCGAGAAACCCUGGUGACUUCUUAAAGUGUCUUUUUAAUGAAAUAAUAAUUAAAAUUGAUACUUAAGUUCUAUGUCUUCUUUGGCACAACAUAAGAAAGAAUAGAGCUUCAUAGUAUUUUUGAAGAAAUAAUAAUUUUUUAAGUUAAAAGGUAAACAUAAUAAAAAAAACCGAAACAGUAAAAUUAUAUAUAUAUUUUUCUCUUCUGUACAACAUAUUUUUUUUUUAUAUAACAAGGCAGACGUAUUUUUCUUUUAAAAUCAGACGUAUGGUAGUGCAUCAGCCAAGUUAUUUUUUUCAAAAAUUCGUUGCAAAGCACCAAUAGCAUUUCUACAAGCGAUAAUUAAGAUGUUGUUGUAUAUUAAUAUUAUACAAAAGUUUAAAAAUUUUAAGACCAUUGUGGUGGCUCAAUUUCGAUGUAAGUGCAGACGUAAUGAACAUAGCCACGAACCGUGCUUUUAAGUCAAAUAUUUUGUAAACUACGAAUAAUUGGGAUACUUUAAUGUUUUAUAAUUUUUUAAUUAGAACAUUUUUCUUUAAUUUGAGAUAUGUCAUUGGAUUUUUUUUAUUUAGAUCCUAGUUUUAUUGUAGAAAUCCUAAAUUCUUUCGUACGCGUAUUAAAUUAUCCCAAUGUUCGUUAAAAAUCUAUAAAAUAAGGAAUUAUUCAAAAUAUAUUGUGGGGACAUGAUAAUGUUUAUUGUAUUUUUUUUUUGUUUGAAUUUGGUUUUAAAAUUAACAAUAAAAAUAAUUAUAGAAUCCUGACCUUAAUUUGGCAGCAGUAAAUAUAAAACUUGGGACAUAAAAAAUUGCCUUGCAAUAAUAAAAAAUGUGACCAGUCUAAAAAUAAAUUGAAAAUAAAACUCGCGAAAGUUGCCUAAUCAUGUACCCACAACAAAAAAAGUUAGUUAUUAAAAAAAUAUAACUGAAUCUACCUCAACCAAAUUACCCUUUAAUAUUGUUUGUAAGUGUUCUUUUGAGUCUUAUUAUUACUAAUAAAUAACUGAAAUGUAGUGUUUUUUAUAAUAAAUGCUAUUAGUUCGAGCAUCCACCUUUUGAUAUGGUAAUUAUUGUUACCGAACUAUUGAAUGCGGACGUCGGACUGUUAACACGGUAUUGUACGAAACGAUAUUAAAUUUGAAAAUAAAGUAA